ACUUGCUGCGCACUUGGCUGCCAGAGGCUCAGGCCCUUCAUCAGGGAGAAAAUGUACAGCCAAGUUGAGCAUCCUGCUGGAGGCUACAAGAAGCUCUUUGAGACUGUGGAGGAGCUGUCCUCUCCAGUGACUGCCCAUGUCACAGGCAGGAUUCCCACCUGGCUGCGAGGAAGUCUCCUGAGAUGUGGUCCUGGUUUGUUCGAGGUGGGUGCAGAGCCCUUCUAUCACCUCUUUGAUGGUCAGGCGCUCCUCCACAAGUUCGACUUCAAGGAGGGUCAUGUCACCUACCACCGAAGGUUUGUCAGGACUGAUGCUUACGUGAGAGCAAUGACCGAGAAAAGGAUCGUGAUAACAGAAUUUGGCACCUAUGCGUACCCAGACCCAUGCAAGAACAUCUUUUCCAGGUUUUUUUCGUACUUCAAAGGUGUGGAGGUCACUGAUAAUGCGCUCGUUAACGUCUACCCUGUUGGCGAGGAUUACUAUGCCUGUACUGAGACCAACUUCAUAACCAAAAUUAACCCAGAUACAUUAGAGACAAUUAAGCAGGUGGAUCUCUGUAAAUACGUGUCUGUCAACGGGGCAACAGCUCAUCCCCAUGUUGAAAACGAUGGGACAGUUUAUAACAUUGGCAAUUGCUUUGGAAAAAACUUUGCACUCGCAUAUAACAUCAUACGGAUUCCUCCACUUCAGGCAGACAAGGAAGACCCGAUGAACAAGUCGGAGGUGGUGGUUCAGUUCCCUUGCAGUGAUAGGUUUAAGCCCUCUUACGUUCACAGUUUUGGGCUAACCUCGAACUACAUAGUGUUUGUUGAAACACCAGUGAAAAUCAACCUCCUAAAGUUCCUUUCCUCCUGGAGCCUUUGGGGAGCCAACUACAUGGACUGCUUCGAGUCCAACGAAACCAUGGGGGUCUGGCUUCAUGUGGCUGAGAAAAAGAAAGGCAGGCUUCUCAACAUCAAGUACCGCACCUCAGCCUUCAACCUUUUCCAUCACAUUAACACUUAUGAAGAUAAUGGAUUUCUGAUUGUUGACCUCUGCACCUGGAAGGGGUUUGAGUUUGUUUACAAUUACCUCUACUUAGCCAAUUUACGGGCAAACUGGGAUGAAGUGAAGCGACAGGCAGAGAAAGCUCCGCAGCCAGAGGCUCGCAGAUAUGUGCUACCCCUGAACAUCGACAAGGCUGACACGGGCAAGAACUUGGUCACCCUGCCCUACACAACAGCCACGGCCACACUGCGCAGUGAUGAGACCAUCUGGCUGGAGCCAGAAGUGAUCUUCUCAGGGCCGCGACAUGCCUUUGAAUUUCCUCAGAUCAACUACAAGAAAUACGGUGGGAAACCUUACACAUAUACGUAUGGGCUGGGGCUGAACCACUUUGUUCCAGACAGGCUUUGCAAGCUGAACGUUAAAACAAAGGAGACCUGGGUAUGGCAGGAGCCGGAUUCAUACCCAUCGGAGCCGAUCUUCGUUUCCCAUCCAGAUGCCCUGGAGGAAGAUGAUGGGGUUGUGCUGAGCAUCGUCAUCAGCCCGGGUGCGGGGCCGAAGCCCGCCUACCUCCUCAUCCUCAAUGCCAAAGACAUGAGCGAGGUUGCCAGGGCUGAAGUGGAGGUGAAUAUUCCUGUGACUUUCCAUGGACUCUUCAAAAGAGCGUGAGUGCUGC
Cuculus canorus (common cuckoo) is the source of this 1660-nucleotide messenger RNA. RefSeq names its product retinoid isomerohydrolase RPE65 (gene RPE65). The record is from RefSeq and is a predicted model, not a curated record. Bases 52 to 1653 code for a protein of 533 amino acids. Gene Ontology annotation, molecular function: all-trans-retinyl-ester hydrolase, 11-cis retinol forming activity; retinol isomerase activity; beta-carotene 15,15'-dioxygenase activity. Gene Ontology annotation, biological process: retinal metabolic process; zeaxanthin biosynthetic process. The transcript is spliced from 14 exons. NCBI's taxonomy places the organism in Eukaryota, Metazoa, Chordata, Aves, Cuculiformes, Cuculidae.